UUAUUUUUACUUAAUUUAAAAAAAUAAAAAAUAAAAACAAAAAUAAAAAAAUAGAAUUAGAAUUAAUUCCAUUACUCUCUCUCUCUCUCUCUCUCUCUCUGUGUCUUCGUUAAAGCUUUUUCUCUCUCUUCUGCAACUGAUAAUCAGAUCAUAGUUUCCUAGAUUUUCCCACCUUUUCCCGCACUUUCUCGCCCAGAUUCUCUGUCUUUCUCUCCUUCUAUACUCUCUCUCUCUCUCUCUCUCAAGUUCAGUUACGCGGCAGCUCCUGGAUCAUCGGAGCUCGUGGACUCUACCAGUUUUGGUCCAAUUUCAGUUUCAGAGUCUUUUUAGUCCUUGUCAAUUCUGAAUUCUCAGCCUUUGCACUUUGACGGAUCAGUAGUACUCAUUUUUUUAACCUUGACAACUUUCGAAGCUUCGUUUUGCUCUACAGUUCGUGCUUGUUGCGUAGCUGUGUAGCUGAGCGAAUUGGAGUUAAAAAAAAAAAAAAGAAAAAAAAGAAAAAAGAAAAAAAAGGAAGUCGCUAUGACGGUUGAUUCGAGUGGCGGUGGCGAUUUGGAGAUGUUUGGGAGUGUGCGUUUGGGGUUUGAGUUGGAGACUGAGCGAGGAAUUGGUGAAUGGCAGCAUUUGGUUUUGAAAAUGGCUUUGUUACCGAUUGGGGUUUAGAUUUAGGGUUUUUUAUUCAUAGACCAAAAACGCUUCGCGUGAUGUCGCGAACUGAUAGAAUGGCUUCGGAUCUUAGCAGGACUGGCCCCGUCGAGAGGGACAUUGAACAGGCUAUUACUGCUCUGAAGAAGGGGGCUUACUUACUCAAAUAUGGAAGAAGGGGGAAGCCUAAAUUCUGUCCCUUCCGACUUUCCAAUGAUGAGUCUGUUUUGAUAUGGUUCUCGGGAAAGGAGGAGAAACAUCUUAAACUAAGCCAUGUCUCUAGAAUUAUAUCCGGGCAGCGCACUCCAAUUUUUCAAAGAUAUCCGCGGCCUGAGAAGGAGUAUCAAUCAUUUUCUUUGAUAUAUAAUGACCGAUCGCUAGAUUUGAUUUGUAAAGAUAAAGACGAAGCCGAGACAUGGUUUAGUGGUUUAAAAGCUUUGAUAUCCCGCAGCCAUCAUCGGAAGUGGAGAACAGAGUCAAGGAGUGAUGGAAUUCCAUCUGAAGCAAAUAGUCCUAGAACAUACACACGGAGGAGUUCUCCUUUGCACUCUCCAUUUGGCAGUAAUGAUAGCUUACAGAAGGAUGGUCUAGAUCCCCUUCGCCUUCAUAGUCCAUAUGAAAGUCCUCCUAAAAAUGGUUUGGAUAAGGGAACUUCAGAUGUAAUACUAUAUACUGUUCAUCCCAAGGGUUUCUUCCCCUCAGAUUCUGCUAGUGCUUCAGUGCAUUCUUUGUCAUCAGGAGGCUCAGAUAGUGUACAUAUGAAGGCAAUGGCAAUGGAUGCUUUUAGAGUUAGUCUAUCAAGUGCUGUUAGCUCAUCAAGUCAGGGUUCUGGUCAUGAUGAUGGUGAUGCCUUAGGAGAUGUUUUCAUAUGGGGGGAGGGCACAGGAGAUGGUGUUCUAGGUGGUGGAGCACAUAGAGUUGGAAGUUGCUUUGGUGGAAAAGUGGAUUCCUUUUUGCCCAAAGCCUUGGAAUCUGCUGUAGUACUUGAUGUCCAGAACAUUGCAUGUGGUGCACGGCAUGCUGCUUUAGUAACAAAGCAAGGAGAGGUUUUCUCCUGGGGGGAGGAAUCAGGAGGCAGGCUUGGCCAUGGUGUAGAUUCUGAUGUUUUGCAUCCAAAGCUUAUUGAUGGACUAAGUAAUACUAACAUUGAGCUUGUAGCUUGUGGUGAGUAUCAUACUUGUGCUGUUACCCUUUCUGGUGAUCUUUAUACAUGGGGUGAUGGCACUUAUAAUUUUGGUGUUCUUGGACAUGGAAACGAAGUAAGCCACUGGGUGCCAAAAAGAGUAAAUGGUCCCUUGGAAGGUAUACAUGUCUCAUCUAUCUCUUGUGGACCCUGGCACACUGCUGUUGUAACCUCUGCUGGGCAAUUAUUUACUUUUGGUGAUGGAACAUUUGGUGUUCUAGGCCAUGGAGAUCGAAGAAGUGUUUCUAUGCCGAGGGAAGUAGAAUCCCUGAAGGGGCUCCGCACUGUUCGGGCAGCCUGUGGUGUUUGGCAUACUGCUGCAGUUGUUGAGGUCAUGGUUGGGAACUCGAGUUCCAGUAACUGUUCUUCUGUAAAGCUGUUUACUUGGGGCGAUGGUGACAAAGGUCGACUUGGACAUGGGGACAAGGAAGCAAAACUUGUUCCUACCUGUGUUGCUGCUCUUGUUGAUCCUAAUUUCUGUCAAGUCGCUUGUGGACAUAGUCUGACUGUCGUACUUACAACCUCGGGUCAUGUCUACACAAUGGGGAGUCCAGUUUACGGUCAGUUAGGAAAUCCUCAGGCUGAUGGAAAGAUCCCAACCCGUGUUGAAGGGAAAAUUUCCAACAGUUUUGUGGAGGAAAUAGCUUGUGGUGCCUAUCAUGUUGCAGUUUUAACUUCAAGAACUGAAGUAUACACUUGGGGAAAGGGUGCAAAUGGUCGUUUAGGUCAUGGGGACAUAGAUGAUCGAAAUUCUCCAACAUUAGUUGAAGCUCUGAAAGACAAGCAAGUCAAAAGCAUUGCUUGUGGCAGUAAUUUUACCGCAGCUAUUUGUCUUCAUAAGUGGGUCUCAGGAGUUGAUCAAUCUAUGUGUUCUGGCUGCCGCCUACCAUUUAAUUUUAAAAGGAAACGUCAUAAUUGUUAUAACUGUGGACUUGUUUUCUGUCAUUCAUGCAGUAGUAAGAAGUCUCUUAAGGCUUCCAUGGCACCAAACCCCAACAAACCUUAUCGUGUCUGUGAUAAUUGUUAUUCUAAACUAAGGAAAGCAAUUGAAACUGACGCUUCAUCUCAUUCUUGUGCGAGCAGAAGGGGAAGUGUCAAUCAGGGGUCAAACGAGUUCAUGGAUAAAGAUGAGAAGUUGGACUCCAGAUCUCGAGCCCAACUUGCCAGAUUUUAUUCAAUGGAAUCCUUGAAGCAAGUGGAAACUCGUUCUUCAAAGAAAAACAAGAAACUAGAAUUUAAUAGCAGUCGAGUAUCACCUGUUCCGAAUGGUGGUUCACAAUGGGGAGCUCUUAAUAUUUCUAAAUCUUUUAAUCCUGUGUUUGGGUCAUCCAAGAAGUUUUUCUCUGCCUCAGUUCCUGGAUCAAGAAUUGUUUCUCGAGCUACAUCCCCAAUUUCAAGGCGACCAAGCCCACCUCGUUCUACAACACCAACACCAACUCUAGGUGGACUUACAUCACCAAAGAUAGUUGUAGAUGAUGCAAAGAGGACAAAUGAUAACCUUAGCCAGGAGGUUAUCAAACUAAGAGCACAGGUUGAAAAUCUUACCCGUAAAGCCCAUCUCCAAGAAAUUGAGCUGGAAAGAACAACUAAACAGCUGAAAGAAGCAAUAGCAUUUGCGGAGGAAGAGAGUGCAAAGUGCAAGGCAGCAAAGGAAGUGAUCAAGUCGCUUACUGCCCAAUUAAAGGACAUGGCUGAAAGGCUGCCUGUUGGAGCAGCACGGAACAUUAAAUCUCCUCCUCUGUCUUCUAUGGGGUCUGAUCUUGCCUGUAAUGAUGUUUCCAAUCCUUCUCUUGACCGAUUAAAUGGUCUAGCAAUAUCCCAAGAAAUAGACUCAAAUGGAUCAAACAGCCAAUUGCUAUCAAAUGGGUCGAGUGCCCCUAGUAAUCAUAGUUCAAGUCACAGCAAACAAGGUCACUCAGAUGUAACUACUAGAAAUGGGAGUCGCACAACAGAUAGUGAAUCUCGUCAUGACACUGAAUGGGUUGAGCAAGAUCACCCUGGUGUUUAUAUUACACUUACCUCCUUACCAGGGGGUGCCAAGGAUCUUAAGCGUGUUCGCUUCAGUCGCAAGCGAUUCAGCGAGAAACAAGCAGAGCAGUGGUGGGCAGAGAACCGGGCAAGAGUGUACGAAAAAUACAAUGUGCGAAUGGUAGACAAGUCUAGUGUGGGUGUUGGGAGUGAGGACUUGGGUCACUGACAUGUGAAAACAAUAAUUUGUAAAUGAAAAAUGUCCAUUCUGGAUUUCAGCUUGAGUUACAGUGAGGUCAUACUGGUAAUUUUAGAAUUGGCUUCCAUCCUCCUAAUGGGGGUUGAAGGAAGCAAGGCAUGGGUAUAGGAGGGAUAAUUAGGGGGUUUUGAUUGUGUUUUCCUUUUUUUUACUUUGAUGCUAUUUGUUUUUUAUUUUUGUUUCUUUUUUUUUUUUUUUUUUUUUUUUUUUUUUUUCUUCUUUGAUUCUGUAUUCCAUUUUUUCCCUAUGUGCCUUGUGUGGGUGGGGAGUUGAGGGUGAGAAAUGUAAAUUCUUAAUAGGUUGAUGACUAUUGUUGAAAGCAGCUGCCAUGUAAAUUCCAUAAAGUGAAUGCAUCUGCAGAUUCUUUUUUA
Molecule: messenger RNA, 4426 nt
Organism: Ziziphus jujuba (common jujube)
Lineage: Eukaryota; Viridiplantae; Streptophyta; Magnoliopsida; Rosales; Rhamnaceae
Product: PH, RCC1 and FYVE domains-containing protein 1
Exons: 9
Coding region: 615-4025 (1136 amino acids)
Molecular function (GO): metal ion binding
Source: RefSeq, a predicted model, not a curated record